GUAGUCUGUAAAAUGUGUCACCGCCAAACGCCAUGAUGCCCAAAUGCAAAUACUCAUGUCAUUUCUUGAAUGAAAACCUUUGUCCAAUUCUUUCUUUUUUAAUUAAUAAAUAUUAAAUACUGUAAAAAUAAUGGUAUGUAAGCACGAAAUUCAAUCACGCCUGCAGCAAUAUUGUUUGGAAAGUUGAAUGUAUUUUUAGUUAGGAAAUAAUUCGUUUUCAAUCAUAUAUUAAAAGUAUGACAGGGUUAUUUGCAUUCUGCAUAGUCUCUUUAAUCCUUUAUUGUUUUUUUACUCGAGUUGUACCAAGGCUGUUGGCAUGGAUAGUGAAACGUCGUUAUAAAAUUCACUUACGAGUAGGCCAUAUAUCUGUACCUUAUUUUAUCUUCCGUGAUGUCAAUGUAACUAAAAAUGGCUUUACAUUGCAAAUUGAAGAGAUAAGCAUACGCAGCAGUUUACUUAGUAGUGACGUAGCAAAACUCUUGGCUGUCGUUAUGAGGGACGUCAGAAUAAAUAAAGAUAUUCCCGUUAGUCCGACGUGUAAGAUAAAGCAGUCCAAUCAACUAUUAGAUUUUAGAAACAAGAAAAUACCUCCGAUUAUAAUAAAAUGCGUCCAGUUUACAGCUGUACAUGUAGAAAACAUUAGUCUACUGGCUCUCGGCAAUGGUUGGUUGGCUAAUGGGAAUGCAGAAAGCCUAAGCUUGGAUGGCAGUAUUGUACAUGGUGCACGUACGUUAUUAGCAUCCGCCUCUAUUGUUGGUGGAACUAUGAAAUUACUACGACAUGCUUCCGAUGCAUGUCUCUCUCAAAUAACAUUUGCUGGAACAGUAGAAGCCACGUUUAAAGCUAAAGGAGAACUCUCGGUUGAGACAUUAUGUAUCGGAGUGACACAAACUGAAGGAUCUGGCGGCGCAGGUCUCAUUCAGUUCUUGAGAGAUAGAAGUUCGCCAAGUACUACAGCUUGUACAUGCAGCAAUGUGCAUAACAACUCCUCCAAUAACUUAAUGACUAGAAUAGCACCUAUUUUGCCGAAAGAUUUUACAUUGAAAAUCGGCAAUUCGUUGAUAAUAGCUGGUAGAGAGGACAGUAAUAUGGUAGGUUUGGAGGGUACCUUGAGAAGUCUUCAAGUCCAUGCAAAGUUCCAAGCUAACAGGACGCGAUUAAAUUUUACUGUAGGCCUAGACGGUUUGUGCAUCCGCGGAAAACUUCCUAUUUUAACUCUACAUUCGUUGUCGAUCGAUACAAAGAUGGAGGAGAAUAUUUUGUGCGUUGACGUACAAUUGAAUAAUCUUUCAAUGAUGUAUGAUCAUAAGGAUUGGGAAUUAUUGCUAUACAAUAAUGAAAAUAAUAUUUCAAAACCUGUUGGCAACAUAUCGUUGAAAGAUAGAUUACCGAGCCUUGAAAUAACAUUAAAUACCGAGUUGUAUGAUUCUUCAUUGAACAUAAAAUUACCAGAUGUGCAAGAAGCAUCUUGUGGUGUCGCACAUAUGAAAUUUGCCUUGAACUCAUUUACAGACAAAACCAAGAACUUAAAUACAGAAUUGGUCGUCGAAUCUUUAUAUUGUGCAUUGAAUGGCGCCAAUAAUAGCAUCUCUGAAACCUCUCAUCAAUGGGGCAGCCCACUUUCCAUUGGGGUAUUGUUAGCGACAACUCGUAGCAAUGCUAUAGGAAUUGCUGUUGAUGCUCUCGUAACUGAAUGGAGUUUAGAGUUUGCGAAAUUUCUCGAGCAAGCUUACAAGUGCUACAAAAAGUAUCGACAACCAAUGGAGAAAAAGAGGAAUACGAUGUCACACAAUUCUAUUCAAUUGAAUCUUAAAGUAACAAACUGCAAUCUAUUCUUCAUUGCAGAAAACGAGCUAUCUAUAAUGAUGCGCUUGGACGUAGCGAGUGUGGAGCAAAACGCAAAGCGAUUCGUAGGCGUAGCGGAAGGUAUGAGUGCAAUAACUCUUCACAAAAACGAGCCAAUUAUGUGCCAACACGCGCAAGCUUUAACACAUCCCUUUUUGGCAAUACGAAAAUGCAAAGCUGCGAUUAAUUCUGACGCCGUAAACAUUAGUCUGGACGGUACUAAUCUGGCAUGGAGUCCUAAUUUACAUCUUCGCUUGUUACAAUUCUGGGUGGAGUCUGAAGAUUUUAGAUCUAUCCUCAGAAAAGAAAUGAGUAUGACUCGUAUCGAAGAAGUGCAAAGAAAGAAACGCGUUUUGGAUUUACUAGCCACAGGCGGGAUCACCGUCUCUAUAGAUAUUUCUACUAAACAUUUCUUAAUAUUGACAUCCGAUCAGUUGCGUUGGUCACAGGGCGAGUGGAGACUCACCUAUGUUCGAGUUACCCUAGAUAUGGCUGAUGUAAUUAUGAUCGAGGGUUUCGAAUUAAUUAGAAUAGCCGAUAAUGCGGAAGUGCGAGCAGAGAGACAAAGUAACGAUGGUUUCGUAUUGGAUUGGAACGAGUGCUGGGCGCUGAGCAUCGAUUCCAUUAAAAUUAGUUUUCCGUAUGAGCAUCAGUUUACAAACGCGAUACAAAAUGAAUUGCUCAGCAUCAGAAAGUGGCUGAAGGAGAUCCAUUCGUCGAGCAUAUCUAGGCAAGAGUCCCUGCCCUGCGAUUUGAUGAUCAAAAUCAAAGAGUGGACGUUUGAGCUCAGCGAUGAUCCGUUUGAGGUACGUCUGCGCGACAAUUACGAGUUGUUGGAGGACGAGUACAAGGAGAGCUUGAAACGUCAGGCGAUGUUGGAUGCCAAAGUACAGGAACUUUGUCGCGCGCAUCUAUUGCUACCGCAAGGAAAGGUCGAAGAAUUAUACGCGAGCUUAAAUAAGAAAAACGCGGAGAUCUAUGUGCAGAGAUGGAAGCAGAUGCAACGGGCGGGCCCCGCGAGGACUCGAUUGUUCGCCUGGACCAUGUUGGACUUGGAGAUAUUAGCCCUGGCUGAUCCGUCGAUAAACGGUACGGAAAAGGCAGUGAGAGCACUCCGAGAGAUGGAUUCGGAAACACCUUGGCCCGAGGAUGGUCUGGAAUUCAACACCGUGUGGGUUCGCGGUAUUAGCUUGAAAUGCGCCGAGUGGAAGCUGCAACUUCGCGAUUUCCCGCAGCCGCUGCUUUUGGUAGAGAAUCUGAAUGUGUGGGGCAGAUUAGCCGGAGCGGAAGCCUUGGCGCCACCGAGGGCGAAGAGGACCGUCAGAAUUGAAAUCGGCGCGCCAUGGGAAGAUAUAGUAGUGGAGAGAGGAAUGACAUCUCUCAAGUAUUAUCACGAUCUCAAUUGGGACAUUGACACAUUCAGGUACGCGUUCGGUCCAUGCUGGGAGCCGGUGAUAGCGCAGUGUAAUCUCAGCUUCGAGAAGAUCCUUCAUCCGUCGAGGGAUCCGAGCCCGCCGUUGCCGUUCUGGGAUAAAAUGCGACUGGCUCUUCACGGUAGACUGACGCUCUGCGUGAAACAACUGACGGUUCUGCUGCACGGCUCUCUGGAUCCAUACAACACUACGGAAGAGAUGGAGCUGACGUGGACCGGACUGGAGCUCGACUGGACGCAAGGAAAGAUCAUUAUUAAGGGUGAUCUCGACGUGUACGUGCGUACGGCCAGUAAAUACGACGAUUGCCGACUACUACAUUUGCCUAACGUCAGAUUGAGCGUUAAACUGGCAUGGGUAUGCCUGGGCGAUCCGCGUGAUCAUCACGCCGCUAUACCCUGCGCCCCGGAUCGAUUGCCCGAGUACUCUAGCAAUCAGGAGCACGAUUCGUUCAGGGCGUUUCGCUCUCAGAACCUAAACGUCAGCCUGUCAUUGGAGACCAAACCGACCGGCUCGCCUACAUUGGCCAGUGCGCCAACGGCACUGCUCUACGGCAGCACGUUGAGAUGGUUCGAGAAUCUCAAAUUAAUUUUAUCAGGCGCGACGAGACCGACGCGAAAGGGGCCGUUGUUCAAGAACAUUCGACCGAGGAAGAAACAGCUCAGCAGACACUACAGGAAAGUCCGGCUGACCUUAGCCUUCCAUCGUUUCCACGUCAACUACUGGAUGUCGUUCGCCAUGCAACGAGGCUUCGAAGUGACCGGCGGCCGAGUCGCCUGCAGCUCGGAGCACAAUCUCGCGUUACAUCCGAUUGACGACGGGCUGAUUCAUCGACCGCGGGCAGAAUGGUCUAUCGUGUACAUGAACUGCGAGCUGAGCGACGCAGAGAUCUGGCUGAAAAGCGCCCUGCAGGAAGACGAAGUGGAGAGCGCGUCACUGCGCCAGCCGGUCGAGAAGUGUUACUGCUUGAGCGUGGCGCGCGUCAGCUAUGGCAGGGAAGCGAUGGUUGCCGGGGUGAGUGGCGACACGCCGAUUCAUCGAUUGGUCGUGCACGAUCUGCGCGGCGCUUGGACCAAGACCAAUCGUGACGUUGCCUUCGCUCUCUUCGAUUCUUUCAUCAAGACUCAGCAACUGAAAAAGAAUCUGUCGACCGCGGCGCUCAAGGGUUUUCACCGGGACAACAGCUCGACGCUUAAUCCGCACAAGAACCGUGCUGCUGCUACUGCUGCUACUGCUGCUGCUGCUGCUGCUGCUGCUGCCGCUGCUGCUGCCGCUGCUGCUGCUGCUGCCGCCGCCGUCAGACCGACCGUGGUCGAUCAGCAAGGCACCUCCACACAGGUCGUAACGCCGUCGUCCUCCGCCGUCGUGAAGCCGCAGCAAGGUGAGGCGGCAGGAAUGUUGCAGAGACUGAUAGCAGAGGCCACGAACAAACCUGUGGCUUUCAGCGACGAUCUAUCGGUGCAAACUAGGGGGCAGCAACUGCGCGGGCUAGCGGCAUGUCAUCAGGACGACGUCUUGCACAAGAACUGGCUAAUCGCUCUGGUAAACAGCCAAGUGCUAUUGAAGGGCAUUGAGACCCGUGGCUACGUGAUUCUGUCGGCGGCGAAAGCGGAAAUACUACAAAGAGUUCAUCAUCCAGUUUGGAAGGAGCGAUCUCUCGUUCCGAAAACGACUUGGGUCGGCUCGUUAGAAUGCAUGCAAUACUACGCUACUGUGAGCGCAAACAUUGACGAUAACAUCGAUGAUAAUAUCAUGUGGCUAACAUUGGAUAACAUUCAAGAGAAAGAUUCUACUAUCAUAGCCGGUCUGCCGGACGUCCCAGCUCUCGUGGGAUCUGGUCAGAGCGUCGGCGGUGUGGUCAGUCAGACGGUGGGAGGCGGCGGUGGCCCUCAGCAUCAAUUGCAACGCAUAGUGUCCCGAUGCAAGUGUGAAUUCUUCUACGUUGGUUACGGUCAGACCUUGGACGUGGGCUCGGUGGAUCAAGUGCCGGCUCCGCCCGGAGAAGAGGUCAGCCCAUGGGAGAGGAAGGAUCUAACCGCGGCCGACGCGUUCACCUUGAUGCAUCACGAUCUAGAUGUGUGCACCAAUUCGUUGCAAUAUGCGAUGAUCCUGGACAUAGUCAACAAUUUGUUGCUAUACGUGGAGCCGAGGCGGAAAGAGGCCUCGGAGAGGUUGCAAAGGAUGAGAUUCCAGUUGCAACUGCAUUCCAUUGAGGACCAAAAAAGGCCGAUACAGCAAUUACAAAACACGGUACGCGGCUUGGUGGCAAAAUUGAGACGGUUGGAACGCGAGACAUAUUUGGUGCAGAAAGCGUUGGCCGACGAGUCCAGUCCGGAAUUGCUGACAGAGAUGGAACGUUUGGAGGCGAGCGUAUUCGAAUGUAAGGAACAACUUGGCGCCAAGGCCGAAGAAUUGGACGUUAUGUUGAGUUGUUACAAAGAAACCACCGCGCCAGCGGCUGCGUCGACUACGCUCAAGGACAAGCCGGCCGCAGUGGCCAGGGUGGCUGAGAUUUGCUUUAAACACGCACAAUGGAGACUGACGGACGCGGACGGUCAGUUGGGUAUCGCCGAUCUCAUUCUAACAAAUUUUCUUUAUACGAAAACUAGCAAGACCGAUGACUCGGUGGAACACUUGCUGGAGCUGGGAUAUGUCCGGAUGACGAAUUUACUACCGAAUCAGAUUUACACAGAAGUACUUGUACCCACGGAGCUGCAGAGCAAUAUGCCUGUAGACCGGCAAAGAGCUCUUCGAGUCUUCUGCAGGGAAAAGGCGCCAGUAGCAGGGAUUUCCGUGAAGGAACACUUUGAGAUCAAUGUAGUGCCUCUUACGAUAGGUCUGACGAAGAAAUUUUUCAAUACCAUGCUUAAAUUUUGUUUCCCUGAAAGAGAUCCGGAAGGCAUAGAGGAAGCACCAGCGCCACAACGUGAAUCGUCCUUUUACGUAGCUAUCGAGAGAAGAGACGAUGUGGAGAAAAUGAAGGAAAGAGCAGACAAGAAUAAAUUGUUCAUAUAUAUAAAAAUACCUGAAGUACCUGUACGAGUAUCGUACAAGGGAAACAAAGAAAAAAAUCUUGAGGAUGUACGUGACUUUGCAUUGGUCAUACCGACUUUGGAAUACCAUAAUGUGACAUGGACAUGGCUCGAUUUACUUCUGGCCAUGAAGAGCGAUUCUAGGCGUGUAAUAUUGAGCCAAGCCAUUAAACAAAAAUUGCAAAUAAAACCGAGAGGACCACCCGAGGAAUCUACACCGCAGGAAGAGGACAAGGCUCGUCUUUUGUUAGGUACCAGACAUCUUCCUGGGGAUGCAAGAAAAAAAAGUGUGUUUAAAUUUAAGUAAUUUAUAUACCUCUGAGGAUUUACUGUAACUAUAGUAAUUUAUUUGUUGUGAUAUUGACAUUAUAUAAACACUACGUUGCAAACUCACGUUUGAGUUUGUCAUCUAAUUAAAUUGUACCAAUAAUUUUUAAGUGUUAUAUAAAAAAAUCUUUAUCUGUAAAUAAAUUUACAUCUUUACACAUCCACACAUACAUGUACACACUCAUACAUACAUACAUACAUACACAGUAUAUACAUGCAUACUCAACAUAACGCAAGUGACUCUCUAUCGAAUACUUUUUAUCUGAAACAUGUAGCUAAUUUUUUGAGCCAGCAAUUCUCGUGGAUUUAAUACAAUAUUUGUUACAAUA
Messenger RNA from Wasmannia auropunctata (little fire ant), 6963 nucleotides. RefSeq names its product UPF0378 protein KIAA0100 (gene hob). The record is from RefSeq and is a predicted model, not a curated record. The coding region runs from base 237 to 6614 and encodes 2125 amino acids. NCBI's taxonomy places the organism in Eukaryota, Metazoa, Arthropoda, Insecta, Hymenoptera, Formicidae. The transcript has 15 exons.